Molecule: messenger RNA, 988 nt
Organism: Durio zibethinus
Lineage: Eukaryota; Viridiplantae; Streptophyta; Magnoliopsida; Malvales; Malvaceae
Product: vacuolar protein sorting-associated protein 55 homolog
Biological process (GO): late endosome to vacuole transport via multivesicular body sorting pathway
Cellular component (GO): endosome
Source: RefSeq, a predicted model, not a curated record
GCGAGUCCAGGUAAAAUACAAGACUGGAAUUAUGAGGAUGAAUGUGCUUUUCAACAGGAUAAUCGACUACUUGACGGAGGACUUAUUUUUCAGAAUGCAUUUAUAUGAAGGGCAAAAAUGAAAAAAAAAAAAGCGACAUCGCCACGGUGGCAUUCAGAUUCACGGGGUUUACUAUGGCGGUAAAAUCCCCUAAUAAAACCGAACCCUUUUUAAUAUUUCUCUUUAAUCAAACUUUCUCAAUUUCUCUGAGCGAAAUUUCGAUCGACAGCGACGCCAACUUUCCCUUCUGAAGAAAAUGGCGAUGACUAUUGAAGGGUCGAUUUGCUUUCUAGCACCUCUACGAAUUGGGCCUUAGGCUGGAAAAAUGGAAAACAAAUAUUUUCAUGGAGGGGAUUUAGUUGGGGGAGGCUUGUGCACUAUACAACAACUGGUGGCCAAUGCUUUCAGCUCUCAUGUAUGUCCUAGUCCCAAUGCCUUGUUUAUUCUUCGGAGGUGGGUCGACUCAGUUUUUAACUAGCCGAGAUGGUGGGGGUUGGAUAGAUGCUGCCAAAUUUCUUACAGGGGCAUCUGCUGUGGGAAGCUUUGCAAUUCCCAUUAUUCUUAGGCAUGCUCAUAUGAUUUCGACUGGUGCCAUGUUCAUUGAAUUUACAUCAUUCAUCAUAUUUGUCUGCACUGUCUUGUGUUUUCACCGUGCUAGCCUUGAAGAUGACUGGUAAUAAAUGCUGGCUGCAAGUUUUCAUGUAACUUAACAUGUUGUUCCCGGGGAUCUAUGAUGUCUGAUUAGUUGUGAAAUGUAUGAUCCAUUUGCUAGGGAAAAGAAACAGAAAAUUUUCAAUUUGUAAAUCUUAUUGUAUACCUUCUGCUGACUUUGUUUGCUUCAAGUGUUUGAUGUACGUAGGAAUACUUGUAUCAUAUUAUACCUUUUUCAUUUGAACAACUGAACAAUUGAAGCUCACUUAUUUACUUAUUUUGCGAAACAAAUGAUUAU